UAUUUCCAAUGUGCAACCGAGUGCCAGAGCUACCGUCCUAGGAAUACAUCUGAAAUUUCUAUAUGCUGUAUCUUCACUGUCCUGCAUUGCUAUUAUAUUUUAUUAAUAGGUAAGCGAUUUCUCCUUACUUUGAUUUUAUUGAUUAAAAAUAGCAGGAUUUGCUGUAAUAAAGCUUUAAGUAAAACUUUAUUUUUUUUAGCAGUGUGGAGUAGUGGUUAGGGCUCUGGACUCUUGACCGGAGGGUCGUGGGUUCAAUCCCAGGUGGGGGACACUGCUGCUGUACCCUUGAGCAAGGUACUUUACCUAGAUUGCUCCAGUAAAAACCCAACUGUAUAAAUGGGUAAUUGUAUGUAAAAUAAUGUGAUAUCUGUAUAAUGUGAAAUAAUGUAUAAUGUGAUAUGUUGUAACAAUUGUAAGUCGCCCUGGAUAAGGGCGUCUGCUAAGAAAUAAAUAAUAAUAAUAAUAAUAAAUAGUGUGGCCGCCAUGUGGAUGAUUCUGUUCAAUACAGCUUUGCAAAUAAAUACAUAUUUGAAGCGGCUAUAUUCUAAUACUUAUAAAAGAAUAAUAUUUUUUUUUUAUUUGAGUGAUUUCUGUUAUUUACAGAGGCAGUUGUAUUUCCCAUUUUACUCGGUAAAUAGAAAAAAAAGAGAAUAUUGUUUAUACAUUCGUCCGCCAUUUUGACUGAACUGCAGUUAAAUAUAGUUCAAAACUUGAACGGUUUAUAAUAUGUGUUUAAGAUGUUCCAAAUAUGUAUUUGUCAUUUAUAUAGUACAUUUGUAUUGUAUGGUUACUAAAAAAAAAGAAUUAAAAAAAAAGCACUUUAAAUAAGUUUCCUUUUAAUUAAUGCACCACGUGUGUAUUGUGUUUUACACAGUCAGUUGCCUGCAUGUAAAUUUCCAAUGUGCAAACGAGUGCCAGAGCUACCGUCCCAGGAAUACAUCUGAAAUUUCUAUAUGCUGUAUCUUCACUGUCCUGCAUUGCUAUUAUAUUUUAUUAAUAGUUCGUGGAGACCGGAGAUUACGAAGAGUGGAGGACUCGAUCCAUUGCAUCUACCGAGACGGCUUGUAUUGCAGCGGGACUGUACAGUUCAGCAGAAGGACUUGUUUUUUUAUAUAUUUAAGGCCUCCGGAGGUACUUUAGUCGUUGUGCACAACUGAUAGAAACAUUUUGUUUUAUUCUAUAUUUUUAUUUCCAAUGUUUUUUUUUUUUUUUUUACUGUGAACAAUAUUGUAACAACUUUAAUUGCUACAUAUAUAUUACUUUUAUAAACAUUUUUUUCAUAAAGUAUAUUUGUUGUUGCUGAGUGAUUCUUUAUAAUAAAGUAACCUGGUAUAAAUAUAUUAAGGCAACUGUAUAACGUAAAGUACGUUUUCUUAAGAAGGGUAUACGCAGCAUUAGAGAGAGAUCUCCAGAAUUCACAUAUUUUCCCUGAACUUAAUUCUCAGUGUGACUCAUUGUGAUAGUCGGUUACACUUACUCGGUGGGAACAUUUGUUACAGGGAGAUGUUGGAGAGCGGGAUUCUGGGAAGAGCUGAGUUCGUGGUUCCAGAUGUGUGAUUUUCAAUAAAGUGUGUUCAUUUAGAAGUAAUACACAGUCUACCGAGCAAAACCCCAUUUGAUACUGUGGACAGUGUAAAGAUGGAAUCAGUCCCGAUUAAAGAGGAGCUCCCUAAACUGGAACUGGUCCCCAUUAGACUGGAGUUCUCUGGACUGUCUUCCCUCCCCAUUAAACAGGAGCUCUGUGAGAUGCCAUCUGACAGCAUCAAGUCGGAGGUGUCUGGGAUUAAAGCUGAGUGCAAUGAAUUGGAGAUCUCCCAGACAGAAGAACCCCUUCCUGUGAAUGAAGAGGUGCUGGAAAUGCUACCAAGCAGAACCACGUUUGAUGCCUUGGACAAUGUGAAGAUGGAAUCUGUCCCGAUUAAAGAGGAGCUCCCUAAACUUGAACUGGUCCCUAUUAGACUGGAGUUCACUGGACUGGCUUCCCUCCCCAUUAAACAGGAGCUCUGUGAGACGCCCUGUGACAGCAUCAAGCCAGUGGUGUCUGGAAUUAAAGCUGAGCGCAACGAACUGGAGAUCUCCCAGACAGAAGAACCAGUUCCUAUGAAAGAAGAGGUGCUGGAAAUGGUGCGUAUUAAACUGGAGCCCCUGAAAGAGGAGGUACUCUUGAAACCAGGGAAGGAAGAAUCUGAAGAUUUGAAAGCAGCCCCCACUGAGCUGGGUCCGGUACACCUGCGGGAGUGUAGCGUGGUGCUGGAGAGAAUCUGUGUGAGAAAGCAAGGCUCUGGAGAGGAAGGCUCUCUCAACAGCAUGCAAGGAGGUGGAAAGGAAGACGGGCAGUCACAUUCAGAAUGCAGUCUAGCAGGUUCCAGUCCAGCAGUUAAAGCAAGGACGGGUGCCACCCAGUUAAGGAAUUUAAAAAUACUGAAAGGAGAGAAAUUUAAAAAUACCAGAGGAGAGAAACCGUAUCACUGCUCUGACUGUAGUAAGAGUUUCACUCAGUCAGCAAAUCUUGUAAUACACCAGAGAGUUCACACAGGAGAGCGGCCGUAUCGCUGCUCUAACUGUGGAAAGAGUUUCAAGUCAUCAGGACACCGUACAACACACCAGCGAAUUCACACAGGAGAGAAACCGCAUUGCUGCUCUGACUGUGGAAAGAGUUUUAGUCAGUCAGGAGACCUUGUGAUACACCAGCGAAUUCACACGGGAAAGAAACCCUAUCGCUGCUCUGACUGUGGAAAGUGUUUCAAAUCAUCAGGACACCGUACAACACACCAGCGAAUUCACACAGGAGAGAAACCGCAUUGCUGCUCUGACUGUGGGAAACGUUUCAGGAACUCAGGAAACCUUUCAAAACACCAGCGAAUUCACACAGGAGAUAAACCUUAUCGCUGUUCUCACUGUGGGAAGAGUUUCAGACAUUCAGGAAAUUUUGAAUCACAUAAGCGAACUCACAAAGGAGAGAAACCAUAUCACUGUUCUGACUGUGGGAAGAGUUUCAGUCGGUCAGAACACCUAUUAAUACAUCGGCGAAUACACACUGGAGAGAAACCGUAUCACUGUUCUGACUGUGGGAAGAGUUUCAGUCGGUCAGGACAACUUGUAACACACCAGCGAAUUCACACAGGAGAGAAACCAUAUUACUGCUCUGACUGUGGGAAGUGUUUCAGGGAUUCAGCAGACCUUGUAAAACACCAGAGAAUUCACACAGGAGUAAAGCCAUAUCACUGCUCCGACUGUGGUAGUAGUUUCAGUCAGUCAGGACAACUUGGAAAACAUCAGCGGGUUCACACAGGAGAGAAACCCUAUCAUUGCUCUGAUUGUGGGAAGAGUUUCAGUCAGUCAAGAUCCCUUGUUACACACCAGCAAAUUCACACAGGAGAGAAAAAAAUGAAAAUGUAAAUAAUGUUCCUGCAUAAAAAUAACUUAUCCAUUUUGCUCAGCUUCCUGACAUUUCAGCACCGCAGUGCGCUGCUGAAUAAUGUGGGUGCCCAAGCCGAGGAGACAGUCAGACAUGCUCCCAGAAAAUUCUUAAAUUUUACAAAUACUAAUAUCCAUGUUUUAGAAAUAGAUUGCUUACAGUGAAGUGUUUUUUAAAUAUAAUUUGUAUUCAUUUUCAAAAUAAUAAAUAACAUAUAUAUAUGUAUGUGUGUGUGUAAUAUAUAUAUAUAUAUAUAUAUAUAUAUAUAUAUAUAUAUAUAUAUAUAUAUAUAUAUGUAGGAUUAAGUGGUUAAUGAUAAUGGAUGGAUAUAUUAAUGUAUGCAAUUAUUUAUAGAACAUACAAUCUACAAUCAGUCUUACGAUAUUAGAGCCAUGUUGAUCAUUUGUGUUGACAAUUGAUACACUUGAUCACGAGCUAGCAGGUAGUGCUUACUUUCUUAUUGUAAUAGAAACGAGAUCAUUUCUGAUUGGAUCAGAAUCUUGAGUGCUCGUGUUUUUAUAUAUAUAUAUAUAUAUAGAGCUAUUAAAAAAUGAUAUGUCGAAACUGUACAGUAAAAUGCGCAAUGUAAAUUUAGGACACUGUAAAUGCUCUUAUUGGAAGUCCAGGAAAGCUGAAUUGAGCUUCAUCUAUUGCUAUGAGCUACUGCUGUAUCAUAGAGCAGUUCUCCUGGUAAACCCUUUGAAGGAGAAAACAAACUGCUAUUGUUAAUUAUUUAGCAUAGAAUGGCACAAGGCAGCUGUAAUAGAGUAAAUGUGAGUGUGCUUUAAGAUUGUGUGUUGCUACUAGCCCUUUCCAGUGCAAAUUCAAAGUGUAAAACCAAAUAACACAACAAGCAGGGCACAAGCUAAGCGAUGAGCUGUAUUUGAUUAGGGAAAUAAAAGCUGUUUACUUUGA
Messenger RNA from Acipenser ruthenus (sterlet), 4333 nucleotides. Its product is annotated as zinc finger protein ZFP2-like. NCBI's taxonomy places the organism in Eukaryota, Metazoa, Chordata, Actinopteri, Acipenseriformes, Acipenseridae. The coding region runs from base 1639 to 3399 and encodes 586 amino acids. The record is from RefSeq and is a predicted model, not a curated record. Gene Ontology annotation, biological process: regulation of transcription by RNA polymerase II. Gene Ontology annotation, cellular component: nucleus. The transcript is spliced from 4 exons. Gene Ontology annotation, molecular function: RNA polymerase II cis-regulatory region sequence-specific DNA binding; DNA-binding transcription activator activity, RNA polymerase II-specific.